Messenger RNA from Trichoderma harzianum CBS 226.95, 3051 nucleotides. RefSeq lists its product as hypothetical. Bases 1 to 3051 code for a protein of 1016 amino acids. Gene Ontology annotation, molecular function: ATP binding; ATP hydrolysis activity. The record is from RefSeq and is a predicted model, not a curated record. Lineage: Eukaryota; Fungi; Ascomycota; Sordariomycetes; Hypocreales; Hypocreaceae. The transcript is spliced from 4 exons.
AUGUCUCGACCAAAUCGCCGAAGGCGCGAAGGCACGAAGGAGAAGAUACUCUCAGAGGUGAGGGGGUUGGUAGGACUGAAAGAAGUCAAAGAACAGUUUGACAAUAUCGAGAGCUGCAUUCGCAUUUGCCACCUCCAGCAAACAAAUCCCAGAGCAGAGCGUUGGCAUGCCGUUUUCCAGGGAAAUCCAGGAACCGGAAAAACCACCGUUGCUCGACUAUAUGCAAAGUUUCUGCGAUGCAUGCACAUCGUCCAAUCGCGAACAUAUAAAGAGACCUCUGGAGCACAACUCGUGUGUAUGGGACCGAAAGAAGUCAAAGAACUAUUUGAAUCACCAGGUGCCAACCCGCUUCAAAGUUUUCUAGGCGGCAGAGCUCCCCAGCGGCUAGCGCCGCCGCGCGGCGGUCAUUCCGACGACGAUGACGAUGAUGAAGAUGAUGACCCAGCGUCAUUUAAGCGCACCAGCUCUUCACUUGAGCCAGGCUGUCUCUCGGACGGAGGAGUUUUGUUUGUGGAUGAAGCAUACCAACUCACCGCUCCACAUGUACCAAGUUCCGGACGUCAAGUUCUAGAUAUCAUCCUUACGGAGAUUGAGAACAAUAUUGGCAAUCUGGUUGUCAUAUUUGCGGGAUACAAAGAGGAGCUUGAAUCGUUUUUCGGACACAAUCCAGGACUGCAAAGUCGAAUACCACAUAUCUUCCCCUUCAAAGAUUUUAACGACCAAGAAUUGCUACAUAUCCUCGCGAAUCGGAUUCAGAAGAAAUAUAAUAGUAAAAUGAAUGCUGAAGAUGGACUCUAUGGAAAAUUUAUGCGGAUAGCUAUCCGUCGACUAGCCAGCAGCCGAGGGAAGAAAGGAUUUGGCAACGCUCGUGCCGUGGAAAACGUCUUACUCAAAAUAUGGGAGCGACAAGCUAAGCGACUAUCGAAGUAUAAACAUUUAGCACAGGGUCAUGUUUUCACAUUUACAAAAGAAGAUAUACUGGGGCCAGAUCCUGACGACGUGAGACGUACAAGCUUAGCUUGGAACAAACUUAACCAGCUUACCGGACUGAAGGAAGUCAAAGAGUCUAUUAACAACAUGUUUGAGGCGCUUGUGGUGAAUUACAAACGAGAAAUGGCCGAACUAGCACCGUUGACCUUUUCAUUGAAUAGAAUCUUUAUCGGCUCACCAGGUACAGGCAAAACAAGUGUUGCCAAAUUGUACGGCCAGAUAUUGGUUGACUUGGGCUUACUUAGUAAUGGCGAGGUGGUCACCAAGAAUCCUGCCGAUUUUAUUGGAGAGGCUGUCGGGAAAUCAGAAGCAAACACCAAGUCUAUCCUGGCUGCUACGGUCGGCAAAGUCCUCAUCAUCGACGAGGCUUAUAUGUUAGAUCCGGGAGAGUCGUCUAAGCACAGUGAUUCAUACAGGUCCUCUGUGCUUGAUACACUGGUUGCUGAAGUGCAAAGUGUACCCGGAGAAGAUCGCUGUGUAAUUCUUCUUGGGUACGAAGAUAGACUAAAAGAGAUGUUUCGCAACGCCAACCCGGGCCUCUCCGGGAGAUUUGCAGCAGACAAACCAUUUCGGUUCGAAGAUUUUACUCCCGUACAACUUUGGGAUAUCUUGAAUAAGAAAUUAGCGGCUCGGAACUUGCAGGCAACGAAAGAAGGAUUAGCGACCGCGAUGGAGGUCUUGAACCGAGCCCGAAUGCGCCAAGGCUUCAGCAAUGGAAGAGAAGUGGAUAAUAUUCUGUCUUCAGCAAUGGAGAACCACUUACAAAGACAGUCGAAGACAAAUGGGCCUAACUAUGGUCAUGAUAUGAUCCUAAGUCCAGAGGAUUUUGAUCCAGACUACGGCCGAGCCAAAUAUGCGGCAACCAAUUGCCGAGCCACCCUACAAAAUCAGGUAUCAAAGUCCAUCAUCAGUCAAUUGGAGGAAUACCAGCGAUUACUCAAUAUUACUAAACUACGAGGGGCUGGCGCUGCUUCUCUUGUCCCAACCUCAUUCGUCUUUAAGGGACCGGCAGGUACUGGAAAGACGACAGUUGCUCGAUAUAUGGGCACUUUAUUAUACGACCUAGGGCUCAUUGCCACCAAGACAUUCGUCGAGUGCUCGGCGUCAGAUUUUAUUGGCGAGCACGUCGGCCAUACAGCUCCCAAGACCAGAGCGCAAUUUGAGAAGGGCCUAGGAGGAGUCCUUUUCAUCGACCAUGCCCAUCAACUUAAUCAAGGCGGAUAUGGUACCGAAGCGAUCAAUGAGUUCGUCCGUCUUCUUCAAAAGCACAGCGGGAAAAUUGUCAUUAUUCUAGCGGGCCCUUCUGAGGAGAUCGAAUCACUCAUGGCAAAAGCACAAGGGCUCGAUAGCUCUUUCUUUAAGGAAAUAUUCUUCCAAAAGCUGACAGCCCAAGAAUGCAUGGCAUUCCUAAGGAAAAUACUAAGCGAAAAUGGAAUCAACGACUGCUUCUCAUCCAAUCAGGCAGUCCACCACAUUUUCACAAAUCAGUUUGAAAUACUGUCAAAUCUAACACAUUGGAAGAAUGCCAGCGAUGUGAAGUCAUUGUCACAGUGGAUGGUCAUGGAUGCUCUGACAAAUUGGAUCCCUCAAGGCCAAGGCAGCAUAGGGCCCAGUCUGUCAAUCACACAGGCAAAUCUUUACUUCCAGAAAAUGUUCGACAAGAAGACAGCUAUGCAAAUGAGCGACCCUAAUAAUAUAGUGGACCUCUUCCGCCAAACUGACUCUGCUCAUAUGGCGAACAGUUUCCACAUGUCAGAAGACAAGUCCGAGGCUAAGUGUGAGGCCAAGUGUGAGGCCAAGUGUGAGGCCAAGUGUGAGGCCACUUUCAAUACACAAGCUGUACACGCAGCCACAGACAUGAGGGUUUCAGUAGACAUGGAAAAGACAGCACAUGUGGCUUAUGAUGAGCAGUGGGAUAAAGUCAAAUCUGUACAAGAAGCUCUGAAGCAUAUUGGUCAAUGCGAGGCGGGUUUUGACUGGGUUAGAGAAGGAAGCGGCUACAGGUGCAAGGGCGGAAGUCAUUAUGUGACUGACUCGCAGAUACAGUCUUAUUCCUCAUGA